Solanum verrucosum is the source of this 651-nucleotide messenger RNA. RefSeq lists its product as uncharacterized. The transcript has 2 exons. The record is from RefSeq and is a predicted model, not a curated record. Gene Ontology annotation, molecular function: zinc ion binding. The coding region runs from base 1 to 651 and encodes 216 amino acids. Lineage: Eukaryota; Viridiplantae; Streptophyta; Magnoliopsida; Solanales; Solanaceae.
AUGACAUCGAAUAUCCCAGAAAGUAUAAAUGCGGCAUUAGUUUCAGCAAGAGAAUUGCCAAUUUAUGAUUUUCUAGAGGAAGUUAGGGUGAUGUUUGGCAGAUGGAAUUGUGAUAACAAAAAAGAGGCAUCAUUCACAUUUACUCCCUUGAUUGGAAAAUUUCUGGAGAUACUCAAAAUCAAUGAAGCAAUGAGUACACGACUGCUGGUUUUUCCAUCAACUGAAUAUGUUCACAAUGUCAAUGAUAAAGGUAGAAAUUAUAUAGUUUGUCUUCAGAAGAAAAUGUGUACUUGUGGAAGAUUUCAGUAUGAAGAAAUACCAUGUGACCAUGCUUGGGCUGUUCUGAAGUUCAAGAGUUUAGGACCAGAUGAGUUCUGUUCGAAUUUAUACACACCGACAAUAGUGUUGAAGACUUAUGGUUUUCCAAUAUACCCAUUGCCAGAUAAAACAGAGUGGGUGGUCCCUGGAUACAUAAUGACUGAUUUAGUUCUGCCUCCAGAAUUCAAAAGGCCUCCUGGAAGACCAAGAAAAAAGGCUCGCGACAAAUCAGCAAGAGAGAUGUUUGAAUCUAAGGGGACAAAUACAUGCAGUACAUGUGGUAUUGCAGGUCACAAUAGGCGUUCUUGUAGAAAUCAGCCUCGGGAAGUUUAG